CUUCCUGGGUGCCCGCGGUCAGUCCGCCAGGUGUCGCUGUUGGCCGCGCGCCGCCGGCUGAGGACGCGCCCCCUUCUCCUCCAGCAGGUUUCAGGAAGCGGAAGCAGGAAUGUUGGUGUGUUUUCAGAAAAAGUUUUGGACAAGUUUGACAGUUUGCGAGCGCAGACUCAAGCCGCGGAAGAACAUGACGGUUGAGUCUGCCAAACCUGAUGGAGGACUUGAUAGUGCUUGAUUGAUCCUCAGAUCCCGGAGUGCAGUCAAACUGCAGCUUAGCCUCUCUGCGGCGUGGGGCCUGGGCCCAGAGCAAAGACUCCACCUGGCAAGGAUCCGAAGGAGGCAGCUGUGGCCCCCAGGAGCCCCAACAGAACCAAGGGGGACGGGGAAGAUCAGAGACCCUCAGAAGGACCAGGCGUUUUAGCUGUUGCUAAUGUUGCUGCAGCCCUCAGUCUCCUUUGACUGACUGACCCCAACCAAACACACACACACACACACACACACACACACACACACACACACACACACACACACACACACACACACACACACACAGGAAGAUAUGGAGAGUGGACCUCUGGGGAUGGACACCAACGUUGCUCCAGAUCCCAGAGUGCAGUCGAACUGCAGCUUAGCAUCUCUGCGGCGUCAGGCCUGGGCCCAGAGCAAAGACUCCACCUGGCAAGGAUCAGAAGGAGGCAGCUGUGGCCCCCAGGAGCCCCAACAGAACCAAGGGGAAGAUCAGAGACCGUCAGAAGGACCAGGGCCCGUCCCCAACAACAUCACUAGCUGGCUGAUUGAUUGCAGGACUCCCCUCGGAACCUCUCUAGAUGAUCACACGGCUUCUCCCAGCAAAGGAGCGCUGAAGAACGGCUGCAGCUUUGAAGAUGACCUUUCACUGGGAGCUGAAGGUUACAGUUGGUUUCAAGACAAAGCCAACCAUCUUCAGUCCAGUAACAAAAAAUCUAAAUCCUGUUUUGAUCUGGCGGCGGAUCAGAAGAGGAGUCAGUAUAAAGAGAGAGGAAGGAGUAUGAACUCCACCGGAUCGGGGAAAAGCAGCACCGUGUCCAGUUUGUCGGAGCUUCUGGACCUCUACGAGGAGGACCCCGAGGAAAUCCUCCUAAGUCUUGGUUUUGGUCGUGAAGAACCUGACCUCGCCUCCAAGGUUCCCCCCAGGUUCUUCAGCAACACCUCCACAGCGCGAGGCAUCGACAUCAAGGUCUACCUGGGUGCUCAGCUGCAGCGCAUGGAAGUGGAGAACCCCAACUACGCUCUAACUAGUCGUUUCCGUCAAAUUGAAGUCUUGACCACAGUCGCUAAUGAGUUUUUUCAGCUCUACAGUCAAGUGUCUGGUCAACCUGUCCAAUGCAUCAGCUCCAUGGACAAAGGGUGCGAAAGAGAGAGAGAUGAGUCAACUACUCCUCUAAAGAGGAGCGGCUCGGCUCGUAAUGUCGCCAAACUCCUCAAGAACACCCUGAGCAGACACAACCUGCUGGCCGCCGCCUCCCCCCAGUCCCCCGACGCCCACACGCCGGACCCCCAGACGCCGCUCAACGGGCACGCCGCCUCGGGUCAGACGCCCACCAACGGCCUCGCACCCGCCGCUCCAGAACAGGAGGCCUGCAGCGUCGACCCCGGCCAACAGGCAGAGGCGGUCAGCCAGAGCCACCUGCGCAAGAAAGACAGCUGUUCCCUGGCGACGGUCGCCGAGGAAACCAACGGGGAUGGAGACGACAGUUCUGAACAGAGCAGAACCGGACCUGCAGCCGGUGGAGCGCAUCGAGCGGAGUCAGCAGAAGGAGCCCAGAAGGUGGAAGAGGAGCACGUGGAGGUGAAGAUCCUGACCUCGACCCCAGAGAAAGCUCUUCCCCCCCUGGCCCCACUCCAGCUGGCACAGCUGCGCAUGGAAAACGCAGACUCCUUCGACAUGGAGGAGAUUCAGAGUAAUGAAGAUGACCCUUUGCCACCCAGGACGUCCAGAGGCAGCGACCUGCUGAGGACAGUCAGUCAGCAGUCAGACAGCAGUGGUUUUGUGGAGGAGCCCUCGGCCGACUCCAACGGCUACCUCAAGGUGCAGGAGAGCAGUGACAGCUGUGACAGCGAGACCACUGUGACAUCACACCGGUCUCUAGAGGUGUCCACACCCCUCGCAAUGGACCAACCAGCCUUCGAGCUGCCAGACGCUCAGGAGGAAGGGGCCGCACCGGGUGUCGCUGCUGGGGACGAAGGGAGAAGGAGUUCCAGGGACGGAGACGACCGGUGUUGUAGUUCAGAGCACGUGCUGCAGUACACGGCCCACCACCUCCCUGGGAACCGACCAAUGGGAACACAGCCGGAUGAGCCCGGGGAGGAGGAGGAGGAGCGAGUUGAGAGUGGGGACCAGACUGAUCCAGAACAUGAAACUUCCCUGAGUAUGUCUGCUGCAGAACUAGAACCACAACCACAGCUAGAACACACUCUGAAUCCGACCGCUUCAGAACAAGAACCCCAACACACUCGGAACCAGAAUCGGAGCGCCACGGACACAGAACCCACAGAGGAAGCGGGUCCUGAGGACGAGGUCAGACAAGAGCAGGUAUUCCUGGCCGAUUACGGUUCACUUCCUCCUGCUCCUCCGUCUCCCGUUCUUAGUGCUCUGAUCCGAGCUAAAAAGAAACAGCUGACCAACAGUGGGCAGCAGGUCCACCCUCGGCCCAAUUAUUUGUCCCAAACCCCAGGGGGAAAACGUGGUAUCCCUCUACAGAGGUCCUCCUCCUUGCCCUCAGCGUUCCUCUCGCCCUCCACGAUUGUGUCCUCUGUCAGGAUCCAGUUUGGUCGGGGCCAAGCCUCCUGCACUAAGCCUACGUACUCCGUCAAAUACACCCACGGGGAAGGAGGCGAAGAGGAGACGGAGCAGGAGGAAGGACAAACCACGUGUUUGUCUACUCUGAUCAUAAACCCUGCCCCCUCGUCCAACUCUAACAACCAACCACCAAGGCUUCUCACAGAAGCUCCAAUGCCACCUAAACCAAUCCCACGCCAUCUACUGCGCUCGACCUGUUCCCUCCACAGCUGCAGCCCUCCGCCUGACUUGUCAGCAGGAGAUCACAGCCACUCCUGGAGCACCCAGAGUGUUCCUGAUCUCUCCUCCGAUCGGCAGCAACCAGGCCAGUUCCGACAGAACUUGAAUGCAAACAUAUACCAGCAAAAUUGGAAUACGGGUCAGACGAUGUUCCCUUAUCCUACUUCUGAUCCUACAGCUCAGUACUUUAACCCGAGCCCCAACCCUUACCACUCCGCUCAGAACGCUCCUCUGCAGUACCCGUCCCCUCUCUACCCAAACACCAGUCUUCCUAACGUUCUACGUCACCACAACCUGAGCCACCAUGCCAGUCUAACCAGUCUCUACCAGCCUACCUCUUCCAUCGCCCCUCAGCACGGCAGCCUCUCUAACUUGCAUCAGCCUCCAACGUCCACGGCUCCUCACCACUUCAACGGGGGCAACUCGCAUCCGGGAACUCCGUCAAUGCACCACCAGGCGUGCAAUCAACCGUACAAUAAUCAGUACCCUUACCACGCCACUCUGCACGGCUCGCAGUUUGGAUCAACCUACCUUGGUAGCCAUAUGUACAACAUGAGCCCCCACCUGUCGCUUCCCCAUCCCCAGUGUAUGUCGUUGGCGCCAGAGCACAACCUCCACCCGGGGUUCACGCCUACCGCUCAAGGCCACCUUCCAGGCCUGGCCUCCUCCCUCGGCCCGGGUCACAGCUUCCAUCCGGUUUUCACUCCUCCCACUCCAGGUUUCUCCCCAGGCCCCCCCUCAGGCCUCGUUCCAGGUCAGAGCCUCCAACCGGGGCUCGCUCCUCAUCCCGCUCCGAGUCCAGGACCCGGCCAGGGUCCAUCCAGCACUGAGAUGCAGCUAAGGAGAGUUCUGCAUGACAUCAGAGGAACGGUUCAGAGUCUGAGCCAGAAACGAGGUGACAUUCCGGACGGGUUCAGUGAACACCGAGCAGAUCGGCCCAACUACCAGUCCUUGGCAGAGUUUCAGCAGAAGAGGCAGAGUCUAAACUUGUUCCGCAGUCAGAUGACAGACCUGGAGCAGUCCAUCAUCCGACAGCAGGCCCUGGUCUACAAACACCUGAGCCCUGCUGACAGGAUGGAGGUGGAGCAGCUUCAAUCUUUGAGGUCCGCGGUGAGGGAGGAACUGCAGGAGCUGGAACAACAGCUGGAGGACAGACUGAUGGAGCUGACAUAUCGCACACAGCACAGGGGUUACCGUAGGGAAAGCAGUUUUGACAGUCUGUCCACCAGCUCUGCACUGAGGGCAAUGGAGCCGGUGUCAGACCUCCUCAGAGAGCAGCUCCUCCUUCAAUCAGAGCUCAACUACAGCGGCCACACUGCCUCUACUGCACCUUCCUCCAGAACCUCCAGUCCACUCCCCGGAGGAAGGGAUGGCGAGCAGAAAGGAUGCAUGUACCGGGCAUCAAUUAACAUAAACCCUGUCCUACCUCCUCGACCCAACACACGCACUGAGGAGGAGGAGAGGGAAGAGGGAGAGAGGGAAGAGGGAGAGAGGGAAGAGGGAGAGAGGGACAGUGGAGAGCGGGGCAGGGGAGAGAGGGACAGGGGAGAGCGGGGCAGGGGAGGAGCACCAGAGGAGGAAGGAGCAUCAGGAGGAAUGAGAGUGGGGGACCUGCACCAGCUCAUCAGAGAGAUUCGAGAGAGCGUGGUGCAGGAGGUCCGAAAGGAGAUCUACAGCGAGCUGCUGGCUGCCGUGUCGCCGCGGCAGCACCCCCUGUAGUCACGGCAGCAGCAGAGCACUACCCCUUUCAUUUUCAGCCUUAGUAGCCACAGCCUGAGCAGCAAGACUGUCCGUCUGUAUCACUGUAUUGCUGAGUAACACUGUGCCCGUGAACACUAUGUGGCUGUAACACUGAAUGUCUGUAACACUGGGGCCUAAAUGAGCACAUCACCAAAAUGUGAUAAGGCCCGCCCACCACACCUGUGGAGAGCGGCGCCUCGGACAGGACUCGAGGACUUCUACGUGUGUGUUGCUUUCUGGCGUGCCGGUGUGAUGCAUGCUGGGAAAACACCAGCUGACCCUGUGAACCAUCAGUGGGGAAGUGUUGUCGUCACAUCCCGUUUCUUCUCUAAGACGUUUUGAUCAAAGCCAGGCCGCAAACUACUACUACUUUCUCUAGUACUACAAAUACUGGCUAAAGUAGUACCGCUAAUAGUUCUCUGCCACUAUUACCACUCCUAGUGCCAGUCCUGUGAACCCACUCUGAGAUCAAAUCAGUAAGUAUUGAUGAUAGUAAUAAGAAUAAUAAUAGUGAUGGUAAGAUCAAUACAUCAGUAGUUUGUUAAUUAAAACAUACUUUCAUCUGGUCAUUUUCCUAAGCAACGUUCCCUUAAUAAGUGCCUUAUUAAUCAUAUUUUAAUCUAAUACCUUUUUGUUUGAGUUUCCAUUCCUUAAACUUCAUAAGUUUUCUGUCACUUCUCAAAGUAAAUAAUUCAUUUACAUUUCAUCUUCAUGUUGACAGUUUGAAGAUGUUCUAAAGAUACACAGGGAAAUUAUAAUGCUUGUACCGCUGUCCACACCCUUUUAUCAUCAUCAUCAUCAUCAUCAUUGUCAUUGUGCUUCUGCUCCUCAAGCCUUAUUCACAGUUUUUAUUUUUUCUGUUUUUGUGCCUUCUUGGCUUUGUGUGUUCAUUUGUUGGUUGUUACAGAGCAGGUUAUUGGGUUUGUGUGGGAUGUCGUUGGGUACUGCUGAGGUCAAAGGUCACUCUGCAGCAGCAGGGGUCAGUAAGUUGUGACGAUGAUGAUGACGAUGAUGCGAUGCCUGGUCAGUAGACCAUGUAUGGGGGAGCAGCCAGAGUAGCUCAAACCGUUGCUGCUUUAGCAUGUUAGCUCCGCUAGUGUGUUGGCUUCCGACUGUCUAAUGACAAAAUGUGCAAUAAUAUUAACAUAUGUAUUGAUUACUGCUACGGUAUCAGUAAAUCACAGUUAACAUAGCAGACAAUCUGAUGUUCCUCCUCUUUGCACAGAAUCCACAGCAGUGAUCAAUGAGUUUGUUACUAAUGAGCCCUUACUAACCAUGUGUUUUCUUUAGCAUUGGCCUGUGCAUAGUGCCUGUGUGGCGUCUUGCAGGUUUUCAGAUCAACCAUCAGUGUCUUGGGAGAAGCUGAGUUGAUACAAGAACUCUGUACCCACCAUAGCGGGUACCUCUUUUUAAUCUUCACGGAACAGUGAUUAUCAGAAUUUCGAGACAAACCCACAUUGAAACUUAAAUUGCAUACUGAAAGCUGAACUUUUGAGAAACAAUUUACUGAUGGUCUUUCUGUCUGUGUUUGGUUUGGAUGUUUGGGACCAGUACAUGGUGAAGAGGAUCUGAGCUCACAAUUGAUGAGUCAGCAUCGCACCGUUUUAAUUUGAUUCUCUAACCAAUGUAAACUGGACCGUUGAACCUUUAUUUUGAUAAUCAUUAAUUGACUUGAUGUUUGUUUGAUACUUAUCAU
Molecule: messenger RNA, 6491 nt
Organism: Pungitius pungitius (ninespine stickleback)
Lineage: Eukaryota; Metazoa; Chordata; Actinopteri; Perciformes; Gasterosteidae
Gene: itprid2
Product: ITPR interacting domain containing 2
Exons: 24
Coding region: 557-4774 (1405 amino acids)
Molecular function (GO): signaling receptor binding
Source: RefSeq, a predicted model, not a curated record